Molecule: messenger RNA, 2913 nt
Organism: Carassius carassius (crucian carp)
Lineage: Eukaryota; Metazoa; Chordata; Actinopteri; Cypriniformes; Cyprinidae
Product: nuclear GTPase SLIP-GC-like
Exons: 19
Coding region: 99-2276 (725 amino acids)
Molecular function (GO): GTPase activity
Source: RefSeq, a predicted model, not a curated record
CCCUCAUGUGUUUGAUAUAAAAAUCUCGCUAGCAUAAUUCAUACAGACCCUGAGCGUGAAAAGCUGUGAUUUCAUUUCAGAGCAUUGUUCACUCCACAAUGACUAGCCAUGGUACUAAAAGAAAGCGUAGUAAUGAAGCAUCUGGCUCAGGUGCAAAGCGACCUGACAACAGUUCACAGGAACUUACAACAGAUUUGAUCAUGAAGCAGACAAAGGAUGUAAUAAAAAAUAUUAAACAAAAAAUUGCAGUCCAAGACUCAACUGACUUAAAGGCCUAUAUUAUUGACCAGAUUUCAAAUAUGGAUAUGAUGAACAAAUCCAAUACAAACAGGAAGAAGGUAACGAUAGGAAUUUUUGGAAGAUCUGGAGAAGGUAAGAGCUCCCUUCUAAAUGCAGUCCUUGGAGAAAGAUAUCUACUUCCGCCUGGUUCUUCCGGUGCAUGUACAGCCAUUACUACACAAGUGGAAGGAAAUCUGAGCGACUCCAACUACACAGCAGAGAUUGAAUUCAUUUCUAAAGAGGAGUGGGACAGUCAACUCAGAGAUCUUUUAUCAGAUUUGUCUGAUAAAACUGAGGACAAGAAUGACGACAUGACUAAAAUUGCAAUAGAAAAGAUUACUGCACUGUAUGGUGCUAAUGCAUUUAAGAAAACUCUGGAGGAGCUCAAAAAAGAUGCAAAAUCUGCUAAAAUCGAUGAACUUUUGCUUAUGGAAAAAAUGCCAAUUUCACAUUCUAAUAGCGUCAACUUUGCCAAGGAGAUUUCAAAAUUCAUACAGCACAGUAGAUCAAAUCCUGGUAACUGGUAUUGGCCCAUUGUGAAGAGUGUAGCCAUCAAGAUUCCAAACCCUCUCCUAGAGCACAUUGUCUUUGUUGAUAUUCCUGGGACUGGAGACUGCAACAAGACUAGAGACAGCCUAUGGAAAUCUAAACUAGGAGAGUGCUCUGUAGUGUGGAUCGUUAGUGCCAUCAACCGAGGCACUACUGAUGAAGACCCCUGGGAAAUAUUAAAACACUGCGUUUACUACAUGACACAAGCAGGAGAGUGCAAAAGCAUCAACUUCAUCUUUACCAAGACUGACGAUAUAGAUCCAGAAGAAUACAUUAGAAAUGAAUGGCCCAGUGAAGAGGAAAAACCAAACAAGGAUCUGAAAACAGCAUGUAUACGCAAGAGGAACAUCUGUUCCAAAGAGACAGUGACAGAAAGCUUUGAAAAUUCUAAAUUAAAGAAAAAGAUGAUUCUAAACAUUUUUACUGUAAGCACAAGGGCAUUUUUUGACAAAACAUUAUGUCUGGAACACAGUGACACAGAAAUCCCAAAGCUGCAGGAUGUCCUGAAGAAUCUUAACAACAGCAUCAACAAAGACCUGGCCAGAGAUUAUGUCAAUGAAGCAAAGGGAAUUUUAUCCUUAAUUAAAAGUGUGCAGUCGGAGACAGGCAAUGUGGUUCAGACAGGGGUCCACAAUAAAUUGGAACAGAACCUAUGUAAGGCACUGGAGAAGUUAGGUUGGCAGUUUGACAUGCUUUGUUGUGUUCUGGAAAAGUGUCUCUCUGAUGGAGUGGAAGAGUCAGAGAGAUUAUGUCUUACCAGUGCAUGUUCCAUUAUAUCACCUAAUUUACCUCACGGCAAAGGAGGAUUCCAUAAAAUCCUCAAGGCUUUGUGUAAAAAUGAUGGCUACCAUUGGUCAAAUGCAUGGGGUAUAGACUUGGAUCUAAACAUGGCUUUGGCACAACACAUGCACAAAAACAUUGAGGAGGAGUUUGAUUCAAUUUUUCCAGUCCAUUGCAAAACAGGGAAAUCAGUGCAAGAACAGAUUGAAAAAUUCAGUAUCAUCCAAAGUGACACUGAGCACCCCAGAGCUUCAAUGUUUUAUCACAUUGACAACUUCAUCAAAAGAGAGGAAAUCAAACUCAAGAGGAAGCUCAAAAGAGAAGUUAUUGAAAGAAAGAAUGAAAUCUCCUUAUCUAUCACAAACAUGAUUAAGGAUGCAAUGGUUCCCUAUUAUGCAAAAGCUGCACAUUUCCAUGGAACCGGAUCCAUGAAGAAAAUGCAGAAUACUCUGACAGAAGCAAUUGAGAAUUUAAAACAUGACAUGUUCAAACAGGCAAAAGCAGAAGUGCUUAGGAAGUUCAGAGAUUUGGAGCAACAUAUAAAAGAUACUCUAGAGUAUGGAUUACAGAGGGCAAUACUCUUGCUGUCAGAAACUGACAAAAUCAAACUGGAUGUUCUUGAAGAUAUUAAAGAGCUUGAGAACAUUUUACAACAACUGUGUGACUGAGCAAAGAGCAAGCAGUACAACCAACAUGGAACAAGGAACAUUGCAUUCUUCAGUUUAUGUUUUACCGCUUAUACAUUUUCCAAAAUAUAUUUUCCAAAAUAAAAUGGCACUGCUUUUGUAUCAAUUGCAUAAUGUUAGGGCUAUCUGUAUUAGUAUAGUGUUUACAGACACUUAAUGCAUGGGUAAGAGUGUAACUUCAGAGGAACUUUUAAGGAUACAUAGUAUUUUUUUUAACACAAAACAGAUAAUCUAACAAUCUAAAAGGGCUAGGCUUGUGAGCAUUCCCCUAAAUAUAUUUCCUCUUUUGGUAUUACAUUAUUUUAUACAUUGUUUAGGAAUGGGGAUUGAAUGUAUAUAAUAGCUCUGGAGUUGUAUAUGCUACCAAUAUUGACUUGUAUUAUAAUUACUGCAUGUGGGCCUUGUUUUCUGUGUAUUUUUGGUUCUUUUCAAGUUUUCCCUAGUCUGUUUAAUAAGUCAUCCUGUUCACCUGUGUUCAUUCAAUUAUGUCAUUAGUAUCUCCCUUGAGUUUGUAUAAAUUCUCCCCAUUUCUGUUUUGUCCUUGUUGGUUAUUAUUUGGGUCCUCGAUUCUUUGUGUUUUUGCUUUGUCGAUUAUAUUAAAAGACUGUUUAUUGGUUUA